Nerophis lumbriciformis (worm pipefish) is the source of this 2593-nucleotide messenger RNA. RefSeq lists its product as uncharacterized. Lineage: Eukaryota; Metazoa; Chordata; Actinopteri; Syngnathiformes; Syngnathidae. The record is from RefSeq and is a predicted model, not a curated record.
UCUAAUAAUAUGAGAAUGUUGUCUGUCUAUCUGUGUUGGCCCUUUGAUGAGGUGGGGACUUGUCCAGGGUGUACCCUGCCUUCCGCCCGAAUGCAGCUGAGAUAGGCUCCAGCGACCCCGAAAGGGACAAGCGGUAGAAAAUGGAUGGAUGGAUGGAGAUGCACCUCGGACAACUCCUCCUUGCCGGGAUGGAACCAGUCCAGACCCCCAACUUCCGUCAAGCGAGCUUCCCUCACGGACGCAGCAAUGUACAACACAAUGUGAAGCUUUCAAAUGACAUUGAAGUCAUCUUUGAUAAAGGAUGCAAGGUGGGUGUCAUCUCAGUGGGCCCGACCGCAGCCUGCGACACAAUUUGGCACUAGGGCCUGAUUCUGAAAUUCCUCUGGAUAAUCCCUGAAUGUAACAUAGUGGAAUUCAUUGCCAACAUCCUCGCCAAUUCAUAUUGAAGACAAGUGAUAACCAGUCCUGCUGCCCAAGACGCCUAAGAAACAGAAUUCCCCAAGGAUCAGUACUGGUUCCAAUGGUAUUUAACGUUUACAUUAUUGACCUACCAUGCACAACAUCUCUGCAGUACAGAUAUGCCGACCACCUCGCUCUUCUUCACUCUGACAGAUGCUAGUUGAAAGUAGAAGACGUGCUCAUGGCAGACAUGGCACUGACCGCAGCCUAUCUCCAGACCUUUAGUCUGCAGCUUAGCAUUGCAAAACCCACCCUUACAACUUUCCAACUCAACAACAACGAAGCUCUGCGUCAGCUUACAGUCAACCUUAAAGGGACACCUCUACCCACUCCGACAUACCUUGGGGUAAAUGGGCAACUGACCUUCAGGCAACACCUUGAAGCUCUAUGUACCAAAGUCUCAUCUAGGAACAAACUCCUUUGUUGUCUGCAGGCACAUCCUAGAGAGCCAAUACGUCCACUGUUGCCCUGACCCUACUCUACAGUGCUGCAGAAUAUGUUGACCCCAGCGGGGUGCCAAGUGUACACAUUAAAAAGCUGGACACAUUCUCAACAGCACCUUGAGAAUUAGCCCUGGCUGCCUAUGACCCACUCAAUCUGAGUUCCUGGCAGUGUUAGUCUGCAUUGCACUUGCGACUCUUUGCAGAGAAGACCUCUCACAGAGACUGAUGAACAAGGCCUUGCUGGCUGUAAACCAUCCCCUACACAACCUUGUUCAGAACUCUAAACUUGACCGCCAACGUCUGCGUCCUAGCCCCCCUUUCUUCUGCAAUGCAGCAACUUUUUGCGGCUCCAUUAUCAACAUCAUUGACAGAUGGAGAACUGCCGGACAGGGAACCUCACGACCCACUCAAUUUACAGUAUGCCCUAACACAUAAUUGUCACCAGGGGCCAACCUGCCUCACAGAAAAUGGGUGACUCCAAAUCGCCUACCAACUGGAGUCGACCAUUUCAACUCCAACAUGCACCGCUGGGGGCUGCGCCAAUCAGCAGCCUAACUGCACACCACAUACUCCACGAGUGCCGCACCCUACGCCCGCCUGAAGACAUACUUCUUGAUCUGUUCAACGCCGACCCUGACACCAGUGCUGGCUGCAACGCCUGAACCAAACUACAUAGCGGCCUCAUACGCAAAAAAAAAAGUAUAGACUUUUUGUAGGACAUGAGUGUAGACUCUUUGUGGGACUCCUGGACAUGAGUGUGUCCUGUACAAUGUAGACUCUUUGUAGGAUUAACAGACAUAAAUGUGUUCUCUACAAUGUGGACAAACAACAAUAUGAGAAGAUUUUCCUGCUGGUAUUUGUUUUUGUCUCUGUGGACCUUUUCUGGCAAAUGAGCAGUGAACUUGGCAGGAAAAGCACAGAAACACACACACACACACACACACACGCACACACACACACGAUGAACUACCCCCCCUUGUGCCCCUCCCCUCUUCUCUCCUCUACUUUUCUUCUUUAGGACGUCUACAGUAAGGACGUUCACAAGUCACUGCAACAUGUCUGUACUCACACUCUUCAUCAUCAUCAUCAUCAUCAUGGCGGCUGGCGGUGAGGUCGAGGUGACAUCAUCACCAGACUACGAUUACGACUACAACGCAACCUUUGGCUACACAUUUUACAGCAACACAAGCAGCGAGGAUCUGGAGACCUUCCUGAAGAACACUAGCGACUACCUGGAUUCACAUGAGAAUAGGCAGGACUACGAGGAGGAAGUGAUCAUCACCACGACAACUAAACGGAUGGGAUGCUGAUGAUGGCGGUGAUUGUGCACCACUCACUGUGAGACAAAAGUCAAAGUUCAUGCGCUGGAGCCGCACUGACUGCGUGGAUUUAUGACAGCAAACAUUUGUAUGUGUAAAUAAAAGCACACCAGAUAUCAAAUAGGCCACCUGUGUGUUUGUGUGUGUGUGUGUGUGUGUGUGUGUGUGUGUGUGUGUGUGUGUGUGUGUGUGUGUGUGUGUGUGUGUGUGUGUGUGUGUGUGUGUGUGUGUGUGUGUGCGUGUGUGUGCUGACUCUUUUUAAAGUGAUGAUUGUCUUCAUGUUGGCUGGUAAAAUAUUUGAAAAGUUUAUUUUCCUAAUAAGACAAAUGUUGACAUGAGAAUGAGACAUUAAAGACAAUGUGGUCACUUUCA